AAAUCAAACACUCUUCAAAACGCUUUUUGGAAAUGGCCAAUCUGCAAUUGAUUGAAUGGUGUUGGUGCCUUGGUGUUGGUGGAAAGACAUGUUACUACUAUUGUAGGCCUAUUGACAGUUUUCUGUAAUCCCUUUUUUAUCAAUCUCCGUAUUAUAUUUUUAAGAAUAUAUUAUUUUUCAACAAAUGGAUGUUUUGGCUAAAUAUUCAAAAGGCUUCUCUGACUCCCAUCACAUUAAAUGUCAGGCAGCCAUUCUCUGUGGAUGCAUUGGUUUUGUGACUCUUAACUCCUAUAAUCACAUAUUAUGGAUUUUCCUUUAUUCAAGUUUAGUAGGAUAGCCUUUGCUAUAUUCCUUUAGUGUAUGAUAUAGGCCGAUUUGCAUUUCCAUCAUAAUUAUUGGAAAUCAUUCAAUCUUUAUUAACACGCCACAUGCAGUAGGCUAGAUGUUUAGAGUAGGUGUUAUCAUGAACCUGCUCUCCUCCAAUCUUCUCAUACGUCUUUGUUGAUCUGGUGUCUGCAGCAUCACCACAGGCGCUCAAUGCAACUGCCUGCUGCCUCAAUAUGGAAACUAAUUUCCACUGAGGGAGAACAGACUAACAUCAACAAGAUUGCAAAAUUACUCUUUAUCGUUUUUUCGUAUAAAAAACAUUGAAUUCUUCCAACAUGCAAAACGACACGGCGCAACUGGCAGACUGCGAUGUGGGACACGAUGCCAAAAUCAGUCUUGCGGCACUCUAUUCUCUCAUGUCCCUGUUUGGGACCAUUUUAAACCUUUUGGUUGUCUACCUGGUCGUGACAUUUAAGAAACUUCGGACGGCUAGCAAUGCGUUUAUUGUGAACGGCUGUAUAGCCGACCUGUUGGUGUGCGCAUUUUGGAUGCCGCACGAGGCGGUGGGAAUUUAUUCUGGAAGCCCUUUCCCGGCUGGGUACCAAGCCUUCAAAGAUGCGCUCUUAUUCCUCGGCAUCACUGUCUCUCUUCUCUCCCAUUCCCUGAUCGCGGUCAACCGAUACGUGUUGAUUACCAAAUCACCAGUGACCUAUCUGUCCAUCUACCAAAAAAGACGCACAGAAUGGAUGAUAAGCGCUUCGUGGCUUUCGGCGCUGGGAUUUAUUUUACCCUGGAUCACAUCUUUACGGUACCCACAGGAAGGAUGCUCAUAUCUCCCGGCUUCCGCAGCAUCACUGCUCAAAGGAGGGAAGCCCAUUUUCUCUGACCCAUUUGCAGCUGGUACCCUGGCGUUGACUAUUAUUGGUCAGACAAUGGUUGUUCUGUAUUGCUAUUUAAAAAUCUUUCGAAGGGUGCAGAUCAGUGUGAAGAGGGUCAGCAUAUUACAUUUUCCUAUAGUAAAUAACCUUCCAUAUUCCUUCCCCAGAAAGGACAAACGUUUGGGGUUCUACGUGUUGGCAGUGUGUUUCAUAUUCAUACUCACUACACAGCCCCUUUUCUGGGUGUUAUCAAUAGCGCUUUUUACCACAGUGCCAUUGGCACUAAGGACUUGUUCUUGGAUGUUUUUCUGCACUCUCUUUGUUACAAACCCAUUUCUCUACACUUGGAAGAACGAGGAGUUUAGAAAAUCUUUCAGAUCCGUGCUCAAGGGAGAAUUUUGGAGAGGGUCUACAGUUGGGGUUGAGCCCAUCACAAUUAAUACAAUAUCUCACCUUCUGCCGAGACAAAACAGUAGAAGGGCAUUUUUGGCUGAGAUAAAUUGAACAGCAUCUGAACUGCAAUGACAUUGGUCCCCUGUAAGGAUACAUCCCUAUAGUGUUUUAGAAAGCUUACCUGGCAACUCAAUUCAAAAUGAAGCUAUUGGUUGCUCAGCAUUGUAAAAUGUUAGUGAUGCUGUUAAGGUAUUAUUAUUAUUAUUAUGUAGUGCCAUUAUGCAAUAAAUUGUAGGUCAACCAGAAGAACACUCAGCAAAUUAAUACAUAGUUUGUAAAACAUUGUGUAUCAAAUUCGUUUUUGUUUAUAUUCAUGUAUUUUUCUAUAUCAAUUUUUUAUGGACCAUGGUUGUAAUAAGCCUUUAUGCAAAUUGUAAAUCCGCUUAUGUGUUAAUUUUAAUAAAGCUGAAAAUUAAAGUGCAAAAAAACAUUUUGUCACGUUUGGCUAUUACACUUGACUGGGUGCAGUGUCCUUGUGUGUCCAGAUGCACCUGAGGUCACCAUCAGUGCUUUUUCAUCUAUGAGCAGCAGCGAUGGCCACCCCCCAAUUUACCAUCGACGGUGGGUGUGUGGCCAAGAACGUGUUGUCCGAGUCAAGGAAGAGAUGACACUGGAGGUACAACGUGACUGUACAACUACUUACUACUUUAAUCAGUGCAAACAUCCAGGGGUGCAACAUCGUUAAGCUUCUGCAUGCCUCAUCUGAUGAUGGUAUUGGAAAUAAUAUCCCUAACGGUCGUUGUUUACGACUGCAUCUUUUGAGUCAUUUUACAAUUUGCAUUUUAAAAUGAUAGCAUUUUGACAGGUAUAUGCUUCCAUAUCACUUAAAUUGUUUUUCACAGCCUGUUUAUGCUCUUUGUAGACGGAUCAGCGAACACGAGUAUUCAAGGCCUACCCGUUGCAAACCAUUUCCCACAGGUUCAGCUGAACCUGACCUGCUUGUCGGACAUGCACCCCAAAGCCAAGCAGUACACCUCUGUACCAGGAUCCCAGAUAUGAUACUACCCAAAAAGGCCACGAUUACAAACAGCCACUUAAUCAUUGAGAACUUCCCAAAACACCACAAAGGCAUCUGAGUGUAGAGUGAGUCCCCAUGGUGGGAAUUACAGAGGGAGCAUUUUUUUAAUGCCUCUGUACAAGGUACGAAGUAGCCACCAGUAUAUUUUCAUACUGUAUUUGCUGCCUUGUAAUAAUUUCCUCGAUUAAAAAAUUGAUAUAAAUUCCUUAAAGCACAGCAUUUUAUACAAAUGUAUAAGUAUUAUGAUAGCAAAUGGCAUCAAGGAAAUAAGUGGUCAAAGAGUACUGAUUUAUGAAUUGUUAGUCAAUUGUAAAAAGGAAACAGGUUUUAACCUGGAAGACGAACCAGUCAGAGCUUAAUGCUGUUAAUCUUGCCAGUUGUACAUCUGUAAACAGUUUAGCAAUACAGGUUUGUGCAUGUUUUGCACCACAAACUGUGGUGUUCCUCUUUUGUCCCUGCAGCGUAGCCCGAGUCUAAGGUGUCCACUCAGUUGGCAGCUACAAUGACUGGCUGUCUGGUCAGCGGAAUCACUGGAGGGUCCGUGGCAAGAUUCAUGCUAGCUAAAUGGCUCAACGGGUGUUCCCUUAAAUCACCUCACUGUGUGGGAUUUAUUCUUGAGCCAUUCAGUCUCAUCCAUAGUGCCUACAGUCAAAUCAAACUUUGUCACAUGCGCCGAAUAUUUAUUCUAUUUUAUUUAUUCGUUAUUUUACCAGGUAAGUUGACUGAGAACAUGUUCUCAUUUACAGCAACGACCUGGGGAAUAGUUACAGGGGAGAGGAGGGGGAUGAAUGAGCCAAUUGUAAACUGGGGAUUAUUAGGUGACCGUGAUGGUUUGAGGGCCGGAUUGGGAAUUUAGCCAGGACACCGGGGUUAACACCGGUGCCAAGUGCCAUGGGAUCUUUAAUGACCUCAGUGUUAGGACACCCAUUUACACAGUUUGCAACUGUUGGACUACUGGUUACACCCUAGAUACAGGCAAGAGUGUGCAAGGUGGUAUUGAAUGUAACACGUUCACCUUCAUUACUCAAAAUUCUCAACAUUUGCACCUACGUUGUAAACUUUCGUUCAUUGGCUAAGUUGUAGCAACCUCAUGAUGGGUACAUGUAGCCUAAACCUAUCUAUGAAACAUUGAGCUGGGUGAAUGGAAUAUGAAUGGCAGUCAUCCGAUAUGCUGUAAUAGAAAUAUGGCCAUGCUCAUUAAAAAAAAUAUAAUCCUCACUCAUCUUAAAAGGCACCGAUCGCCACCGAUCAGGAAAUAACACUGAUCAAAGGUUGCCAUUCUUUUACAGUGUUCGAUUCAUCAGCUGUACGAUAUGAUAUAAACAAGACAUAAGUCUAAUCCUAGUUAUUUUACUACACAAAAGUAUGUGGACACCCGUUUGUCGAAAAUCUCAUUCCAAAAUCAUGGGCAUUAAUAUGA
Oncorhynchus keta (chum salmon) is the source of this 4096-nucleotide messenger RNA. Its product is annotated as probable G-protein coupled receptor 88. Gene Ontology annotation, biological process: G protein-coupled receptor signaling pathway. Bases 663 to 1709 code for a protein of 348 amino acids. The transcript has a single exon. Gene Ontology annotation, cellular component: membrane. Lineage: Eukaryota; Metazoa; Chordata; Actinopteri; Salmoniformes; Salmonidae. Gene Ontology annotation, molecular function: G protein-coupled receptor activity. The record is from RefSeq and is a predicted model, not a curated record.